AGUAAGCUACAUGCUUUUGUCAAGAUAACACUUUAUUGAUAAAGUUGUCCAAAUUCUGCCAAAAGUAUGGUUUGUCCAACUGAUUUUGAUAAAUUAGAUAUCAAAGCUUAUAUAUUGAAUAAAUAUGUACCAGCAAAAGUGUCAGAACCGAUGUACAUUAUUUCUUCUGCAGAUGAUUUGGACGAACUGAAGUCAACAAAACAUGCCCAGCUCCAAUGCUCCGACCUUAUUUGGCCGUUUUCUAGGCCUGGAGCCUUGCCCGCGGAAGUACCAAUUAAGGAAGUACAAAUAUUGACUGAACAAAAUGAUGAAAUAAAAGAAAAGUGCAUUAUGGAAUUAAUAAUGGAAAUGCAAGCAGACAGCAAUUACUACCAACCAGGGGAUACUAUAGGUAUACUACCGUAUAACAACAGCAGAGACGUGCAAUCACUGUUGCAGCACAUGGAUCUCACAAAUAAAUCAAAUAGCACUUUUGAGCUGCAAAUUUCACCAAAAUGCACAAAGAAAACGGCCAAGUUGCCACCUUACAUUCCUACACAUUGCACUCCGUUCAAAUUGCUGCGUGAUUGUCUUAAUCUACAUGCCAUUCCAAAAAAACAGUUCCUUAAUAGCUUGGCUAACUGCUGUGGAAAUACAGAUGAACGUGAAUUUCUGAGCUGUCUAUCAUCCAAAGAAGGGAGCCCUUAUUAUAAUGAACUUAUUUUGCAACGUGGUCUAACUUUACUUGAACUGAUGGAAUUGUGCCCUUCGUGUAAGCCCACAUUAGAAGUACUUAUUGAGCACUUGCCCCGCUUGUUACCACGCCCCUAUUCCAUAGCUAACAACGUAAUAUCCCAAGAAAUAAAAAUUAUAUUUUCAAUACUCACGGAAAAACCUGGUGUUACUACAAAUAUGUUAAAAAGUUUGGGAAUGCCCUUUCUUAAGGCUAAGAAACCCGUGGAGUUACCCAAAGUUAUUGCAUACGCGCGGCAUUCCAGCGAGUUUCGGUUCACUUCACAAGAAGCCAGCGAAAACAAUCAUAUUCUAAUUGGUGUUGGUACUGCUUUAGCACCUUUUCUAGGUUUUUUAGAAAAGAAGGAACAACUGCUUACUGAUGGGGCAUAUACAUCAUUAGGCGAUACUUGGCUCUUUGCCGGUGCUGCCACAGAAAGUAGUAUACUGCAUAGGGAGAAUGUUUUAGCGUUUUAUAGUACUGGUGUACUGCAACGGUACUUUGAAUGUCUGUCUCGCGUGCCCAGUGCAAAAUAUCACUAUGUUCAGGAACAAAUAUUAGCGAAUGCUACGGAAUUGAUUGAAUUUCUACUGCAAGAGAAUACUGUAUUGUACGUUUGUGCUGAUGGUGGUUCGGUUUCGAAAUCAAUUGAAAAAGCAAUUGUGGAAUGUUUUGCACAAGUUCAGCAAAUAACACUCGAGGAAGCUUUAGAAACAAUAAAAACUUUUAAGCGGAACGGUAAGUUCCGCGAGGAUUUAUGGUUGUAGUUAUUUGUAAAUUAUACGAAAAUUAGCGUAUAGAAUGAAUUGUAAAAAAUGUAUUUUUAUAUACGUAUGUACAUAGUUAAAUGUAAAAAAGAAAAA
Molecule: messenger RNA, 1575 nt
Organism: Anastrepha obliqua
Lineage: Eukaryota; Metazoa; Arthropoda; Insecta; Diptera; Tephritidae
Product: methionine synthase reductase
Exons: 3
Coding region: 67-1479 (470 amino acids)
Biological process (GO): homocysteine metabolic process
Cellular component (GO): cytosol
Molecular function (GO): [methionine synthase] reductase (NADPH) activity; flavin adenine dinucleotide binding; FMN binding
Source: RefSeq, a predicted model, not a curated record